This is a messenger RNA of Notechis scutatus (mainland tiger snake), 3822 nucleotides long. RefSeq names its product collagen beta(1-O)galactosyltransferase 1 (gene COLGALT1). Lineage: Eukaryota; Metazoa; Chordata; Lepidosauria; Squamata; Elapidae. Gene Ontology annotation, molecular function: procollagen galactosyltransferase activity. The record is from RefSeq and is a predicted model, not a curated record.
UGUCGAGAGGGUAGGCGAGGAAGCGGCGGCGGCGGCUAUGAAGCCCAGGUGGCUCUGCUUCUGUCUCCUGGCGCUGGCGACAUGGAGCGCCCGCCGGUCUGGCGCUUACUUCCCGGAGGAGCGCUGGGUGCCCGAAUCCCCGAUGCGGCCUCCGCGGGUGCUGCUGGCCCUGCUCGCCCGCAACGCGGCUCACUCGCUGCCGGCGACGCUGGGCUGCCUGGAGAGGCUCAGCUAUCCCAAGGACCGCAUCGCGCUCUGGGUGGCAACGGAUCACAACGUAGACAACACAACUGCAGUGCUUCGGGAAUGGCUCAUGAACGUUCAGAGCAUGUAUCACUCAGUGGAGUGGCGGCCCAUGGAUCAUCCCAGGUUCUACUCAGAUGAAGAAGGCCCCAAGGACUGGUCCAAUUCACGCUAUGACUAUGUCAUGAAGCUCCGGCAAGCAGCUUUGCAGUCUGCCCGAGACAUUUGGGCUGACUACAUCCUGUUUGUGGAUGCAGACAAUCUAUUAACAAACCCCGACACUCUGGGCCUUUUGAUAGCCGAGAACAAGACUAUUGUGGCACCAAUGCUGGACUCACGAGCAGCCUAUUCAAACUUCUGGUGUGGGAUGACUUCACAGGGCUAUUAUAAGCGCACCCCUGCUUACAUCCCCAUCCGGAAGCGGGAUCGCCGUGGUUGCUUUGCUGUACCCAUGGUGCACUCUACCUUCCUCAUCAACCUACAGAAAGAGGCCUCGCAAAACCUCGUUUUCUACCCUCCCCACCCAGAUUACACCUGGGCUUUUGAUGAUAUCAUUGUCUUUGCCUUUGCCUGCAGAGAGGCAGAAGUUCAGAUGUACGUGUGCAACAAAGAAGAAUAUGGCUUUCUCCCAGUGCCUCUACGAUCUCACGGCACCCUGCGUGACGAAAUUGAGAGCUUCAUGCAUGUGCAGCUGGAGGUCAUGGUUAAGAAUCGUCCCGUGGAACUUUCUCGUUACUUGUCUCUGCUUCCCAAAAUCCCAGAUAAAAUGGGAUUUGAUGAGGUCUUCAUGAUUAACCUCAAACGUCGGACAGAUCGUCGGGAACGGAUGUUGAAAACCCUCUACGAGCAGGAGAUUGACUGCAAAAUUGUUGACGCUGUGGAUGGGAAGGCAAUGAAUAAGAGCCAAGUAGAUGCCAUGGGCAUCAAGAUGUUGCCAGGUUACAAGGACCCAUACCACGGACGUCCACUCACAAAGGGAGAAUUGGGUUGCUUCCUCAGCCACUAUAACAUUUGGAAAGAGGUUGUUGAGAGAGGCCUGGAGAAGUCGGCGGUGUUUGAGGAUGACCUACGCUUUGAGAUCUUCUUCAAACGGCGCAUGAUGAACCUCAUGUUUGACUUAGAGGAAGAAGGCCUGGACUGGGAUUUAAUCUACAUUGGACGGAAGCGCAUGCAGGUAGAGCAUCCAGAGAAAGCUGUGCCCCACAUCCGCAAUCUGGUGGAAGCUGACUACUCCUACUGGACCCUGGGUUAUGUCAUCUCCCUCCAAGGGGCCAAGAAACUGCUGGAUGCUGAGCCCCUCUCCAAAAUGUUGCCAGUGGAUGAGUUUCUUCCAGUCAUGUUUAACAAACACCCUGUGACUGAAUACAUGGAGCAUUUUGUCAACCGGAAUUUGCUGGCCUUCUCAGUGGAGCCCCUGCUGGUUUAUCCAACACACUAUACGGGGGAUGAUGGUUACGUCAGCGACACAGAGACCUCCGUGGUGUGGAACAAUGAGAAUGUCAAAACCGAUUGGGACCGGGCCAAGUCCGAGAAAAUGAAGGAGCAGCAGGAGUUGAGGAAUGAAGCCAGGAAUUCAGACGUGCUCCAGUCCUCACUUGAUAGGACAGCCCGGGAUGAGUUAUGACCCUGCGUGGAUGCCUGAAGAAGGGGGGCCGGGAGAGAGACAGCGCAAGGGGAAGGUUUUCUCUUCAUCUCAGGGUUGAUGGUUGAUUCUCUCAGAUGUCAACAGUGGGGGUGUAUCAUACCUCCUGGCAGUGCCUAUGGAAAGCCUCAGUCCUUUGCAACUUGAGCAGCCUGAUACAGAAAUGGUGGUGGCAUCUUCUGCUUAGUUCUACCAUCUCCUGCUCUCCUGUUCUGUGUGUGAAUGUGGGGCAGAGGCAGUCUGGCAGUACUCAUUUGAGAAGUUUUAUUCUCUAAUAAUUUCAUCUAGGCCUUUUACAUGGAUUCUGUGUGUUGGGAGAGGGACGUGUUGAACAGAUGCAGCUCAGCUUAGCAGGUUUCGAUGACAUGAUGCUCUGUAUCAGACAAAACCAUUUCACUUGGUUUAAGGCAGUAAAAAAUAUUUUGGUUAAUUUUAUAUAAAUGUUCUUCCAAUGACAGUUUCAUAUCUCUUCCCAGAAGAAUCUUGACCUUCCUCCCCCCGAUUCCUUGGUUGUAUUAAAAUCUCAAAUAAUGGGCUACCAAAAGUCAGACCUUAUUAGUCAACCACAGUAUGUUUUAUUCAGGUUUUUUUUCUCCAGAGCAAAUGUUACUAUACUUAGGAACAUUCAAAUAUUAUGAAUCAAACAAGUGUUUAUAAAAGAAUGGUAACCAAAUCAAAUAUUUAAUAUAAUUCAUGUUGUAAAUUGUCUGUGGGGGUCUGACUUUUGUUACAGUUUCUUAAAAAUUCCCUUCUCAGCCCCAUGGGUGGUACUUACCUUCCUCAGUCCUGAAGUCUGCUACCUGAGACCUGGGAGUUUGAGAGUUCUAUCUUAGCUGUUCCUAGCAUUGUACUCUUCUGGACAGAGAGAUCUGAUGUUGCUCUUGGGAUUUGUUGGAGCCCCUCUCCCAGCUUAGGAGUCACAAGUACAUCUACCACUACUGGGACCAUUUUGGUCUUACUUUCCAUAUCCUCUGUACUUCCUCCUUCAGGCCCUGGUACUUCUUCAGCUUCUCCUUCUUCCUGUUGCUGUCACUUGGCACUGCUGCAUCAAUCGCCAUCAUUGCCUUCUGGCCCUUGUCUACUACCAUGAUGUCUGAUUGAUUGGCUAGUACCUGCCUGUCUGUCUGAAUGCGGAAGUCGCAGAGGGGCCAGAAUUGAUGGAAAGCUCUCUCUCUCUCUCUCUCUCUCUGGCAGCUUGGCUGUCCCUUUACCAUGUGGGAUAAAAGCAAGGUACAAUUUUGAUGUCCGCACCAUGGACUGAGCUUAUGCUGAUGGUACAGAUGCCCCAGAAUGUGUAGGAGUGCUUGCUUUACCUAGCAAGCCUCACCCAGAUCUUGGUGGUACGGGAUGUGCCUCUUCCUAUAACUACAUUUUGUCACAAGUUGUGUGACGGAUAACCAACAAUGCAGAUGAUAUUACAGCUCGGUGACAUCUGAGAGAAAUCUCCUCAGACAUGGCAUUCACAUGCAGGUGAGUGCUGCAGUUAACAUAAUGCUUUUUCUCUCCAGUUUUUCUUGCCUCUGUAUUCUGUACAUGAUUUGUCAAGCCUCUGGCCCCAAAUUUCUGAACAUCCUACUUACUCAUAAGAUACGCAUGCAUGUACUUGCACACAUACAAACACACACAUUAAGUGCCUCAUUGCUUCUUGCUAUUUAUGUCUGAGGAGAAAUUCUUACUCAAACUUGUAGCCCUCUAGUUAUGUCUCUCUUGGUCCCCUUUGUGGUAUGAAGAAUUUAAUGAAAUACCCAUCUUUUCCUGCCUCUGUUUUCUGACAGAAAUAUUGUUUAGCACAUAUGCUGGUACAGCAAUGAAUGAUGCAUGGGUCUAAAACACAUAUUUGGAACAGCCUUUGAUUACAUUUGUUUUGAUACUUGUAAUUACGUUAAUAGAAUUGGAUGCCUCAGACUUUAUUAAAAAACAGCUUACGAGUGAUGGUA